Molecule: messenger RNA, 2849 nt
Organism: Sorghum bicolor (sorghum)
Lineage: Eukaryota; Viridiplantae; Streptophyta; Magnoliopsida; Poales; Poaceae
Exons: 11
Coding region: 250-2496 (748 amino acids)
Biological process (GO): response to endoplasmic reticulum stress
Molecular function (GO): protein binding
Source: RefSeq, a predicted model, not a curated record
ACACACACGCAGACGCAGCGCAGCAAACGAGAUUUAAAAAAAAAAAGCAGCACCCAAACGAAAACCCCCGAACCAGAGCGCGGCCGCAGCGCUUGCUUCGCUCAUCGGAGCUCCGGCCACCUCGGCGUCGGCGCGGCGCAAUCAGGUGCGGUUCCGGCCACUCCCCCAGCGCAUCCAGCCGCUACAUUCCUCCCCGAUAGAUCGCGCGCUCCGCGAGGUCAAGCGCUUGAAGGGACCCACAAUCUUGCAAUGCAAGCAAUUCAGAUUCAGCCAAACAGCCAGCCUGGGCUCCAGAUUCGUAAUCUCCCAGUAAAAAAGCUUGGAGGGGUGAUCUUUGGAUGCAAGCCUGAAACAAUUGAAGAAUGCUUCAAAAAACAGCUCUUUGGUCUUCCUUCAGUCCAUUAUUCAUAUGUGAAGAAUGUCAAACCUGGCAUGCCUUUGUUUCUAUUCAAUUAUACUGACAGAAGACUCCAUGGUAUUUUUGAGGCUGCAAGUCUUGGUCAGAUGUCUAUUGAUCCAUAUGCUUGGAGUAAUGAGGACUCAUUAACAACACCUUUUCCUGCUCAGGUUCGUAUUCGCACAAGGACUCGGUAUAUACCAAUGCUGGAGAGCCAAUACAAAACAGUGCUUGGUACUAACUAUUAUGAUCGUCAUCUGUUCUACUUUGAGCUGGACCAUACACAGACAAAAGCUUUAAUUUCUUUGUUCAAAUCACUUCUCCCUAUUAAUUUCAAUCAAGUUCCAGCUGCUUCAAGCAAAAAGAGUAUUGUUGUGUCUUUACCACCAACUAAAAGGAAGGCACCAGUUCUACCUGACCCAAAAAAAGUUAAAGCAAAUUCAAAGGAUAUCAAUCCAUUUAGUGUUUUAUCAAAUGCAAGUGAUGGUGUUCUACAAAACUGGGUUGAUUCUGAUGUGGAAAAUGCUAGCAUCAAUGAAAAUUCACACAGUGAUACUGAUGAGAAGGAAUUUGAGGAGCCAGUUUCUGAUUGGGAGGAUUUGGAUGACAAUGCUCUGCAAUACCAGUUUAGUCCUCAUUCAAAUCCAGAUGAGAGUCAAAACUCCUCAUACAAAACAGUUUGCCAAGGAAUGGAGCUUCCUGAAUGUAUUCAUCCAGUUGUCAAUCCUGUGAAUGAAGAAAAACACACCAUGCUUGUACAUAAUGAGCAUAAAGCUGCUGUGAGUAUUGACAAAAUAGAGAGUGAAGUUAAUAAUAUCCCGGGUGGUGUUGGGCUACAGCCUGAAAGGCACACUAUCCUGAAAAAGCUGAAAGAGUUGUUUUCCAUACGACAGCAGGCGGCACUGUCUUCCCAGGAUUGUGUUAAUUCAAGCCCAGAUCAAUGUGUACCUGAAGAAACAAAGGUCAAUGCAAACCUGUCCUGUGGCCCAUUUGAUGGCACUGUGGAAGAUAAACCCUCCUUUGAGGAACACCGUGGAGAAUUUGCUGAGCUCCGACAAAUCAUUGCUGAUUUAUCCAGGAGGGCUGAAGCAUUGGAGAAAAAGCAGAAAGGGUCAGAUCAAGAUAUACUAUUUUUGAGGGAAGUUGUUAAAGAUUCAGGAAGAAAAGUACAGCAGCUGGAAUAUCUUGUAGAUGAGUUACAAUUCCGAUUUGACUCUUCAUUGCCUCUUCUUGGAAGCACGCGCAAGCCAUCGAUAUUCCUGAUAGGUGGUUACAAUGGCGUGACCUGGUUACCAUCUCUUGAUUCCUUUUCUCCUGAGAAAGACACACUGAUGGGUCUUGCACCAAUGAGUGUCGCCCGCUCAUAUGCAUCUGCUGCUGCAUUGGAUGGUCACAUAUUUGCUUUCGGUGGUGGAGGUGGCAACUCAUCAUGGUAUAACACAGUGGAAUGCUAUAGUUCAAGGAAUAACGAGUGGAUAGAAUGCCCCUCAUUGAACCAAAAGAAAGGAAGUCUUGCUGGUAUCAGUCUUAAUAGCAAAAUAUAUGCUAUUGGUGGAGGAGAUGGAAAUGAAACUUUUUCAGAAGUUGAGAUGUUUGAUCCAUAUCUCGGGAAAUGGAUAUGUGGUCCAUCUAUGCUGAUUUCUCGAUUUGCUCUUGCCGUAGCUGAAUUGAAUGGCACCAUCUACGCAACUGGUGGAUAUGAUGGAAGCACGUACUUACAAUCAGCAGAACGGUACGACCAAAGGGAGGGUGUCUGGGCCCGUCUUCCAAGUAUGAGCACAAAGAGGGGAUGCCAUGCCCUAACUGUCCUGGGAGAAAGCCUAUACGCAAUGGGAGGAUACAAUGGGGACAAGAUGGUUUCUAGCGUUGAGAUCUUCGACCCUCGCCUCAAUGCCUGGAGGAUGGGAGAUCCCAUGAGCACCCCAAGAGGAUACGCUGCUGCAGUUACUCUGGAUGGAAGCGCGUAUUUAAUCGGUGGCCUGAAGUCCAAUGUGCAGAUCCUGGAUACCGUGGAGGUUUAUAACGCGAGCUCCGGCUGGUCAGCUCUCGGUUUCAGUUCACUCGGGAAGAGGACCUUUGCAUCUGCCGUGGCCAUGUAGUUACUGAUCAGAUCAGGAGGUUAACUAGUGUUAAUAACAUCAGGUUUAACAUAGUUGCUGCCUUUCGCAAGGAAUAGUAGUUAGGGUAAAGUGGGUGCCGAUGUGUAUUGUGUUUGGAUCUUCAUCAGGGUAAAUCAUCCGAAUGGUAUGGGAGACUGGGUACGUGGCCCGUGGAUUGACCGUUGAACCCUCGCUGACUGUCAGUCUUGAGAACCCAUGCAUGCAUUCGCUGUUGUAUGCGUGCCACUGCCACGCCGUUGAACUUAGCUGUACUAUCAGAUAGAUAGUGAUACCCAAACUCACGGAGUUUAAUGGAACAGGAUAGAAUGCUGUGCAUGGGGUUUGUUGCUUCC